Molecule: messenger RNA, 1641 nt
Organism: Sorghum bicolor (sorghum)
Lineage: Eukaryota; Viridiplantae; Streptophyta; Magnoliopsida; Poales; Poaceae
Product: growth-regulating factor 3
Exons: 5
Coding region: 253-1389 (378 amino acids)
Biological process (GO): regulation of DNA-templated transcription; developmental process; DNA-templated transcription
Cellular component (GO): nucleus
Molecular function (GO): ATP binding
Source: RefSeq, a predicted model, not a curated record
CGUCGUCCGUCCGUCCCUCACCUCGCCCCGCCCCGCCCCGCCUCCCUCAUCAGGUAGUAGCGAGUGGUAUCUCGCAGCCACGCACAGCAGCCGCCCUGCUCCUGCUCGUCGUAGGCAGCACAGGCACAGCCCAGAGCGAGCGAGACACAGGGAAAGAGACAGAGCCAGCCAGGUAAAAGGCAAAAGCACAGCACAUUAAAAGAGAGGCCGGAAGCAGCGGCAGAGCGGAGAGAGAGAGAGAGAGAAGCAUAUAUGGCGAUGCCCUUUGCCUCCCUGUCUCCGGCAGCCGACCACCGCCCCUCCUCCCUCCUCCCCUUCUGCCGCGCCGCCCCUCUCUCCGCGGUGGGAGAGGACGCCGCGCAGCACCACCAGCAGCAGCAGCAGCAGCACACGAUGAGCGGCAGGUGGGCGGCGAGGCCGGCGCUCUUCACGGCGGCGCAGUACGAGGAGCUGGAGCACCAGGCGCUCAUAUACAAGUACCUCGUCGCCGGCGUGCCCGUCCCGCCGGACCUCCUCGUCCCCUUACGCCGAGGCUUCGUCUACCACCAGCCCGCCCUUGGCUAUGGGACCUACUUCGGCAAGAAGGUGGACCCGGAGCCCGGGCGGUGCCGGCGUACGGACGGCAAGAAGUGGCGGUGCUCCAAGGAGGCUGCCCCGGACUCCAAGUACUGCGAGCGCCACAUGCACCGCGGCCGCAACCGUUCAAGAAAGCCUGUGGAAGCGCCGCUCGUGCCCCCGCCGCACGCCCCCCAGCAGCAGCAGCAGCAGCAGCAGCCGCCGCCCGCCCCCGUUGCUGGCUUCCAGAACCACUCGCUGUACCCGUCGGUCCUCGCCGGCAACGGCGGCGUCGGGGUAGGAGGUGGUGGCGGUGGCACGUUCGGCAUGGGGCCCACCUCUCAGCUGCACAUGGACAGUGCCGCUGCUUACGCGACUGCUGCUGGUGGAGGGAGCAAAGAUCUCAGGUACUCUGCAUACGGGGCGAAAUCUCUGUCUGAUGAUCACAGCCAGCUGUUGCCCGGCGGCAUGGAUCCGUCCAUGGACAACUCAUGGCGCCUGUUGCCAUCCCAAACCACCACAUUUCAAGCCACAAGCUACCCUGUGUUUGGCACGCUGAGCGGUCUGGAUGAGAGCACCAUCGCCUCACUGCCGAAGACGCAGAGGGAGCCUCUCUCUUUCUUCGGGAGCGACUAUGUGACCGCCAAGCAGGAGAACCAGACGCUGCGCCCUUUCUUCGACGAAUGGCCCAAGUCAAGGGAGUCGUGGCCAGAGCUGGCUGAGGACAACCACCUUGGCUUCUCAGCCACCCAGCUCUCCAUCUCCAUUCCCAUGGCGACCUCAGACUUCUCCAACACCAGCUCCAGAUCGCCGAACGGAAUACCGUCAAGAUGAACGAGUACCAUGUUGAUCCCAACGUCUCAGAGCUGACGAGUCUUUGGUGCUGGCCUCAUCGUAUCGUGAGGCGUCAACAAAUACUACUUCACUACUAGUAUCAUGCUCCUAAAUUUUCGAACAAUAUGCUUAUGUAAUGCUAUUUCUUUCAUCUUACACUCUUUACCCGUUUGGAAUUGUAUCAAGUGGAUGGUCUGCGUGGCACGGUUAUUUAUUUGACCCUUUUCAAUUUGAAAGCUCCGUUUCUUGCUA